Suillus plorans is the source of this 1139-nucleotide messenger RNA. RefSeq names its product ribonuclease H2, subunit C. Bases 28 to 816 code for a protein of 262 amino acids. Gene Ontology annotation, biological process: RNA catabolic process. The transcript has 2 exons. Gene Ontology annotation, cellular component: ribonuclease H2 complex. NCBI's taxonomy places the organism in Eukaryota, Fungi, Basidiomycota, Agaricomycetes, Boletales, Suillaceae. The record is from RefSeq and is a predicted model, not a curated record.
CGCUUCUGAUCAACCAGCACCACUAGUAUGGAAAUAUCACCAGUUACUCUCGACCUUCCAGAAUGCGCGCCCAAUCUCAUGCCAUUCCACAUCUCUCACUCAGGGCCCGCACCAAUAUCUACGUACUUUCGCGUCAAGCCCUCGCUUUCUAUCCCGCACCUUUCCAUUACACAGAACACGUCCAACGAAACACAGCUGUCUACAGACAACAGCCAGAACACCCUCGUUGCUGAAGAGUCUCAAUGCUCCAUAACCACAAUUGCCGAAUCACAGUCUACUCCAUUAGAGGAGGAUUUACAGACAUGUCCUGCAAGAGUGGGCGCUAUGGUAGUCGACGCUGAUUCUGGGACUCAAGCCAGCUCAUCAAGUGAAGUAGCUCGCGCGCCACCUGCGACGCCCCCAGUAGAAGUUGGCAUUAGCAAUAGCUUUAUUGCAGCAUUCAGAGGGAGGCAGGUACACGGUCGUACCGUGGACCUGCCACAAGGAUACGGUGGCAUGGUCCUUAGCGCACCAAGCGGUGAUGCAAAGAGUCAGGGUGAUGACACUGGGAUGGUUGAAACAAUAGCUCAAACAAGAGGCAAGGGUCGAGCAACACGAACAUGCAGCCGACAGAUGGACAUAGAUGAAGACGAUGCGGUGGAUGCAGAUCAUGACGGCUCACGUGUUGAGAUUCGGAGACUAACCCCGGUCUCAAGGUUUUCUUCCUUGACUGUAUGGUCCCCAGACAUACCGGUGGAUGAGGGCAAAGACGAGUACCUUAGGUCUUUGACGGAGUGGACAAAAUUAGCGGCAGAGAUUCAUGCCUAUGACGCAUAAUAUGGAGCCUCAGUGAUGGACUGUAAGACGAUAUAUUGCUACACGCGUCAGCUGUUGGCCCUGGUUUGGCUAAUAUCAAAACUCCACCAUGCAUAGUAAUCGAUUUGAUCUAUACCCUUUCGUCAUCGAGUCUUCACGGCUAGAUCUUGUCGCUUACUGCGAUUGCUGAAUAUCAUCGGAACUUGUGCAGGAUCACUCGAAGAUUAUUUUACACCGUCAUAGCUUUUGAAAUUUGAAUCAUGAACUAGUGACUUGAACGUGCUAGCUCUUAUGUAUAGCGACUUGCCUACUUACUUGCGUAGCUCGUCACUCGUGGAGAAACA